Messenger RNA from Trichophyton benhamiae CBS 112371, 396 nucleotides. RefSeq lists its product as uncharacterized. The transcript has a single exon. Bases 1 to 396 code for a protein of 131 amino acids. Lineage: Eukaryota; Fungi; Ascomycota; Eurotiomycetes; Onygenales; Arthrodermataceae. The record is from RefSeq and is a predicted model, not a curated record.
AUGGCCCGAGAUAUCCUCCUGUUAAUAUAUAACAGAUCAUUGUUCAAGGCUCACUGGGCCAUCUACAUCCCCAGCCUCGCAGACCCAGGCGUAGGCAAGAAGAUCCAUGUCCACGGAGAUGUCUUAAACGGCUUCACGCUGCAAUUCCUCAGAAACUAUGCUUUGAAGUCGGAGACUCUGGCCCAUCAGGAGGUACUUUUACAUCAAAUUAACGAUGUGUUUGUGCUCGACGGUUCCGGAGGAGAAGAAUACGCUGAUAUCACUCCUUCCGAUCGGAUUGAGGAAGUGGCCUUGUCCGUAGCAGCUCCAGGGCCAAGCAUGAACUCUGCCAGCGCAAGUAGUGGUGUAAGUUGGAUGUUUUAUAUAUUUCCUGGGAAGAGUCCAAGAGCUGACUGA